GAAGGUUUGAAGUGGCGGCUUUAUGUCACACAUGCGUACCGACAGAGUGAAUGGCACACGGGCGCAGAAGUGACUCCGAGGAGAACAGAGCAGAGAGAGCGGAGAGCUGAUCCUUGGCAGCUGGGUGAAAGCCUUGACAGGCAGGGGGUAGAGAGAGAGAGAGAGAGUGGAAGAAGAGGCGCUCGUGGAGAAGAUGAACAUGAAACCCGUGGGAGGUUGUAGUAUCAAACCACCGGUGCCCACUCUGUAGGGCUCGCGGAGGAGUCACGGAAGGCGUGAAUUUGGCUCAGUUGGGGGGAAAAGUUCUGCAGCUGUGCAUUACAAUGGUAAUAAAUGGGUCUCACCUGAACAGCUCCGCUCGGGACCCCAGUGAGGCCGUGUUGAGCCGCCCGCCGUGGGUCACCACAACUUUGGGCUGCUUUCUCAUCUUCACCAUAGUCGUUGACAUCCUGGGGAACCUGCUGGUUAUCUUCUCCGUGUAUCGAAACAAGAAGCUCAGGAACGCAGGCAACAUCUUUGUGGUUAGCCUGGCAGUGGCGGACCUCGUGGUGGCCAUCUACCCAUACCCUUUGGUCCUCACCUCCAUUUUCCACAAUGGCUGGAACCUUGGUUACGUCCACUGCCAGAUCAGUGGCUUCCUCAUGGGUGUCAGCGUCAUCGGCUCCAUCUUCAAUAUCACUGGCAUAGCUAUCAACAGAUACUGCUACAUCUGUCACAGCCUCAAAUACGACAAACUUUACAGUGACAAAAACUCUGUGUGUUAUGUGAUUUUAAUAUGGGCACUGACUGUGGUGGCUAUUGUGCCCAACCUCUUUGUGGGUUCACUCCAAUAUGAUCCACGAGUUUAUUCCUGCACCUUCGAGCAGUCAGCCAGCUCGGCCUAUACAAUCGCAGUGGUAUUUUUCCACUUUAUAUUACCCAUCAUGAUUGUCACCUACUGCUACCUGCGCAUUUGGAUAUUGGUUAUACAGGUACGGAGACGGGUCAAGCCAGACAACCGGCCAAAACUGACACCAAACGAUGUCAGAAACUUUGUCACAAUGUUUGUGGUGUUUGUGCUCUUUGCUGUUUGCUGGGCACCACUCAACUUCAUUGGCCUGGCUGUAGCAAUCAAACCUGAGAUUGUUGUUCCCCUCAUCCCCGAGUGGUUAUUUGUGGCCAGCUACUUCAUGGCUUACUUCAACAGUUGCCUUAAUGCCAUUGUUUAUGGUGUGCUGAACCAGAACUUCCGGCGGGAGUACAAACGUAUUGUAGUGUCAGUGUGUACAGCCCGCAUCUUCUUCCAGGACAGCUCCAAUGAUGCAGGGGAGAGACUCAAAAGUAAACCAUCACCGCUCAUGACCAACAAUAACCAGGUGAAGGUGGACUCUGUCUGAACCAGAACUCGGAGACUGGGUCUUUUAUGCUGGAUUUGAAAGUUCCUCUGUUUUUUAGACUGACUGACAAAAAUACCAAAUAUAAACAUAAAACAACUUCUGUCCUUUGGGCUUUCAAGACUGUCACACUGUAGGGUGCUAUCUGACCUCUGAACAAUCACAGUAAAAACAGGAGUUUAUUUAUCCUCUGUCUUUGUAUCAAGCACUUUGUUUGAUUCUGCAGUACAGGUAGUGAAAUAAAGAAAUAAUGUCUG
Messenger RNA from Girardinichthys multiradiatus, 1630 nucleotides. It is a transcript of the gene mtnr1aa, whose product is annotated as melatonin receptor 1A a. The record is from RefSeq and is a predicted model, not a curated record. Gene Ontology annotation, cellular component: membrane. Gene Ontology annotation, biological process: G protein-coupled receptor signaling pathway. The transcript is spliced from 2 exons. Gene Ontology annotation, molecular function: melatonin receptor activity. The coding region runs from base 324 to 1376 and encodes 350 amino acids. Lineage: Eukaryota; Metazoa; Chordata; Actinopteri; Cyprinodontiformes; Goodeidae.